Molecule: messenger RNA, 874 nt
Organism: Phytomonas sp. EM1
Lineage: Eukaryota; Euglenozoa; Kinetoplastea; Trypanosomatida; Trypanosomatidae
Source: the annotation of a GenBank genome assembly
UCUCCUUCAAUGAGCCAUAUUUCUGAACUCGCUUACAGACCCCGUCCUAAUCGUCUCAGCAAAUAUCCGGUUUCUCUAGUCGAGCCUAUCUGUUGUGGCCCCCACGGCAGGCAAAACGAACAGGACGAUCCCCAUGACAGGGAUGCUGCCAAGGGUCGAGUUGGUCUGAGUGAGGCCAACGGCGCGGGAGAAUCGCGUGAGGCCUCUCCACUUAAAGACGUGUCUGGUCUUUUGGGCGACUCAGCCGAUCGCAAGCGCGUCGGUGAGGUCCAAGACACCCGGUUGGAUGGGGUUUAUCCAGACCAGGAUAAGGGGUUGGCGAGGGUUUCUCGCCCCACGCGAUCCAUGCCACAGGAAGCUUCACAGGUGUCGACAGGGAGUCGAGAGGACGCGCUAUCAAAGAGGUAUCGUCUUGAAACGCCGUGUAUUUCUCCGGUCAGGAGCCAAUACGGGUUGUCGAACGCCAAGACAGUCGAUCCACUACCGCCACGGUCUCCACUGCAUCAUCUUGUUCAGAUUUUAGUUCAAUCUGCACGUGAAGAUGAAAAACUCUUAUUCCUAGCCCAGUUAGCCGCUUUCAAAGCAUCAAGAAAUAUUCGAAUUCUGGAACUUUACUUCGAAGGGAUGGAGCAGAAUACGUUUUAAGGGCAAGCCACAGCUUCGAAUGUAAAGAUCAACCUUCUUCCUCUCCCUCCUUCCCUCCUCUUUGAAACUAUUAUGCUAAUCAUAUUCUGCUAUUUAUGAAUCGUUUCACUUCACAUUUAACUAUUUAUGCUUUGAUCACACCAAAAAAGUGUGGCCAUCCACUGUUGCACAUACGCGAAAACUAUUGGACCUCAUUACAGGUCUACAUAAUGGAUGGUAUAAAAAUAAA